Fulvia fulva is the source of this 2409-nucleotide messenger RNA. Its product is annotated as Transport protein particle subunit trs85-2. Gene Ontology annotation, biological process: protein localization to phagophore assembly site; endoplasmic reticulum to Golgi vesicle-mediated transport. The transcript has a single exon. Lineage: Eukaryota; Fungi; Ascomycota; Dothideomycetes; Mycosphaerellales; Mycosphaerellaceae. Gene Ontology annotation, cellular component: TRAPPIII protein complex; phagophore assembly site; cytoplasmic vesicle. The record is from RefSeq and is a predicted model, not a curated record. The coding region runs from base 1 to 2409 and encodes 802 amino acids.
AUGCCACCGCUGGAUGAGCCUCCCCAGUCGCCGCACGAGUCUGAUUCCGAGCCAGCCAUAUCUGUGCAAAAGAGGCGAUUUGGCAAGUUGCCGCUGUCCUCGAUAUCGCAGCUGCCGUACCGUCGCUCCAAUGCCUCCCUCUCGAACUUGUUCUCCUCGACGACGGCCUUGCCUACAGGCCCGGGGUCACCAGGCGCAUCGGGCACUACAACACCCACGGCGGUGACGAGGAAUGGCUCCGUCUUCUCGCCUGGCGGCACGGCGGCUGUAAGAUCGCCAUCGCCAGCACCAUCCGGCUCGCUUGCCAACAACCACACACGAGAUGUCAUCCUGCGCGCAUUCUCCCCACAUGUGUCGGUACUCGCAUCGCAAGAUACGGAUGAGUUGGUCAGGCACAAAGGAAUCAACGGAGGCUUGCUAGACUUGCUGCGGCCUUUUGGUGAGCGAGUAUCGGGCAAGGUUACAAUCCGCGAUAGCACUGGAGUCAGUCGGUCAUAUGAGGACUUUGCGGUACGAUUUACGGGUGUGAAAGAUGGGCUGGAAAGUCCUAGAGUGGCAGAUCGAAGGAGCAUAGACUCGACGGGGAACAGGCAGCGGCCAUCUCUGCUGGAGUUUAAACCAGCGAGACUACGGACUGGAGGAGACGUGCCACAAGUGGAAGAGCUGGUGGAGAGACAUCUUACAUUCGCCGAAGAACACUCAGGACCUGUGGCAGACUACAUCUCAGCCAAAGAUGGCGACCUUGCGGAUCCCAAUGCCAUCUCACCGUUCUACAACCUCUACAUGCGACGACUGCUGUCUGGCCUGCCCAUGGUGCCUUCUGAGACUUUUGCACAUCCCGUGGCCGCCGUCAUCGCCAUCUCUUCCCGCUCAGCAUCGCCGAUAGAAGAGCUGCGCAAUUUGUACGAUUCUUCAAACACUGGCGAGCACCGGCUGCCGCUGUGGGUGCAUAACGAAUACCUACGCUACUACGUUCUGAUACAUGAUGAGGAUUACGACGACAUCACGAAGUCAAUGGCGUUAUACGAUCAGAUGAAGCGGCAUUUUGGCUUACAUUGUCAUCUUUUGCGAUUACGCAGUACCCAAUGUGUACCCUCGGACGACGAUAGUGUCAAGCUGCAGCACUGCGAGUGGACUGCUGCUGCCGAGGAGCUGUCGGAGAUAGUGCGCCGCGAGACGAACGACGAUGAAGAAGACCCCACACCCUACAUUUUCGAGUCGGAUGCGACAGCAGUGCGAGCUUUCGUGCGAGAAAUGGUCACGCAGUCGAUCAUUCCUUCCAUGGAGCGCGCUUCUGCUACCUGGAACGAUCAAGUGGCCUCACGGCGGCGUGGCUUGAGUGGCAGGUUCAUGUCGCUGUCAAAACGCUUCACCACCGGAUUUGGCGCCCGUACCUCGUCAGUACCGUCACUGGGCGCUCCGGGAAGCAAUUACGAUAGCUUGCAGGGUUUCUAUCGACCAGACGCUCCUGAAGCAGUAAUGCGAAAGCUGGCAGAUUACGCCAUCAUGCUGCGCGACUUCAAGCUUGCACAUGGUACCUUCGAGAUUCUUUGUCAAGACUUCAAGAACGAUAAAGCUUGGCGCCACUACGCGGACGCGAAUGAGAUGGCAGCUGUCACUCUCCUUCUGGCUACGGGAGCGAACAACAAGAUUCGCAUUGAAGGCAUCGAUCAAUAUCUGGAAACUGCCUACUAUUCUUAUGUGACAAGAGUCGGUGCACCAUACAAUGCUCUGCGGACCCUCCUGCUUGGAGUGGAACUGCUUAGGAUGCGUGGCGGCAAUGCAUUAGAAGCAGCAGCGCAAUGGUCAAGCAGAAUCAUCGAUGACAAGCUAGUCGGCCCUGUGGGACAUGUGCUACUGAUGGAGCGCAUAGGCAGCUGCUUCGACGAGCGCAGGAAGAUCGGUGGCCUAGAAGGCGAAGACCGACAUCGCAAAGCGGCGUUCUGGAAUAUGCUGGCGGCUGAUGCGUGGCUCCGGCUUGAGAAGGCCUCUCAAGCUGAGAAGUGCCUAUCGGAAGCCACUCGGCUUUAUGGCUUCAACGAGCAUGACAACAAAGUGCAAUUCUAUGGCAUGGCCAACUUUCUGUUGACGCUUCAAGAGGCUGUGUCGGCAAAUCGUGGGGGUGUACAUCAUAUCGAUGGUGACGAUCUGCUAGGCGACGAGAUUGUCGAGCCAAUGCAAGAGGAAAGUGAACAGCUGGCCAAACUGCCACCGGGAUUCGGCCAUGCGCAUCGGAAGAGCUUGAGUACAUCAGCGCCGCCGCCUGUACAGUCUUUCGAUCCGCUCGGUGCGCUCCCUACAGCGUAUGAAAGUGGUGAUGCAGUUCCGGCGAGUCCGCAUGCUGCUGAUGCGCCGGGCUUUAGUUCUGUUCUGGAACGGAAGGAUAGACGCGAUGAUGGGUUUGAGUGA